This is a messenger RNA of Planococcus citri (citrus mealybug), 4704 nucleotides long. Its product is annotated as probable multidrug resistance-associated protein lethal(2)03659. Bases 310 to 4464 code for a protein of 1384 amino acids. Gene Ontology annotation, biological process: transmembrane transport. The transcript has 28 exons. NCBI's taxonomy places the organism in Eukaryota, Metazoa, Arthropoda, Insecta, Hemiptera, Pseudococcidae. Gene Ontology annotation, molecular function: ATP hydrolysis activity; ABC-type transporter activity; ATP binding. The record is from RefSeq and is a predicted model, not a curated record. Gene Ontology annotation, cellular component: membrane.
GUGUUCGGUAUUGGCGAAUACUCUGAAAAAAUGUUCAUUGUACGGUGGAAUAGUGGAGUAAAAUCGGUCCGCGUACAGUAACAGUAGUAACAGUUGAGUUGAGCGUUGUGUAUGUGUUAUAAUUCAUUUCAUUUCAUUCGUAGUGUGGUGAAGGACGUGAAUGGUUAGCGGUGACAGUUUCGCUGAGUGACCGGUGUUGUAUUUUUUUUUUCGAGCAGUAAUGACAGUUGUUUGGGUUUUACCUCACUGAUUGAGCAAACUGGAUAACCUGGAACUGAGUCGAGCUUACUGAAUGCCUUCAGAAACAAAAUGGAAAGUGAGAAAACAGUCCUUCAGAGGCCGCCGCAUCCUCGCGCCAAAGCCGGUAUAUUUUCAAUAGCUACGUUCAGUUGGACGUUGGAUUUAUUUUUCAAAGGCCGCAAACGCGAUCUCGUUGUUGGCGAUCUCUAUGAAACGCUGAAAGAUCAUUCGUCGUCCGCUUUGGGAAGUACCCUAGAAAAAUACUGGAAUAAUGAAUUGGAUAACGCUGUCAAGGGUAAACGCGAUCCGAGUCUAUUACGAGCUUUGGUCAGAAUGUUUGGAGCACGUAUGAUGAUGUACGGCAUGGUCUUGGCAGUCGUCGAGAUUUUUUUGAGUUACAUACAACCGUACUGUAUUCGAAAAAUGAUCGAGUAUUUCAGUUCGACGGCCACCACCAUGGUGGCGACCAACGUUGACGCCACUGCCAACAUCAUUACCAAUACCAAUACUGUACCUGAUCAGAUGCCCUUUUUAUACGCUAGUGGUAUUAUACUCCCAAGCUUGGUCUUCAGCUUCGUAUCGCAUUGGCAAGCCGACAACGUUCUGCAAAUUGGUAUGCGAAUUAGAGUCGCAGUCUGUUCUAUCGUUUACCAAAAGGCUUUAAAAUUAAGUAAAACGGCUUUAGGUGAAACGACCGUGGGCCAGGUAGUUAAUUUGUUGUCGAACGACGUAAAUAGAUUCGAUAUAGCUGUGAUAUUUUUACAUUACUUAUGGUUAGGUCCAUUAGAAACAAUCAUUGUUACCUAUUUUUUAUGGCAAGAAAUCGAUUGGGCUUCUUGCAUCGGAGUCGCGGCGCUCUUACUUUUUAUACCGCUGCAAGGUUAUUUAGGCAAAAAGACGUCGGCUCUUAGAUUAAAAACUGCAAUUAGAACCGACGAAAGGGUUCGUCUAAUGAAUGAAAUCAUUUCCGGUAUACAAGUAAUCAAAAUGUAUACGUGGGAAAAGCCAUUCGCCGCCUUGGUCGCCAAAGCUAGAAAGAAAGAAGUGAACGAAAUCAAGGGAACGUCACAUAUUCGAGGAGUACUGCUAUCGUUUAUCAUUUUUCACACGAGAAUAGCUCUAUUUUUCAGCAUUUUUUCAUACGUAGUCGUCGGUAACACGAUCACAGCACAAAAGGUAUUUGUAAUUACUUCCUAUUUCAACAUUCUACGACAGACGAUGACGGUAUUCUUUCCGCAAGGUAUUGGACAAAUAGCCGAAGCUUUGAUAUCGAUCAAACGAUUACAGACUUUCUUGAUGUACGAAGAAAAUGAAAUUUACUCCAAACACUCGUUCACACGAAACGGAAUGAAAUCAUCUAAAGAAAACGGCGAAGCGAAAUCCGCAACAGCGACGAAAGUUGGCGAUGAUAAAGAAGUCGAAAUGAAACCGAUGACCAACGAUAUUCACUCGAAAACUACGGAAGAAAAGUUGGCCGUUCACUUGAAAAAUGCCACCGCCAAGUGGAGUGAAAAUUCGGCCGAAAAUAGUCUCAACGACCUGAACAUCAAAGUGGCCAAACGAAGUUUACUCGCGGUUAUCGGUCCUGUUGGUGCCGGAAAAUCUUCGAUUCUUCAAGCUAUAUUGAGAGAACUUCCGUUGAAAAGCGGCGAUAUCAAAAUUUCCGGUACCAUUUCGUACGCUUCGCAAGAACCUUGGCUGUUUGCCGGAUCUGUCAGACAGAAUAUUCUUUUCGGUUUACCUAUGGAUAAGGAACGUUAUCGGCAGGUCGUUCAAGUCUGCUCUUUGAAAACAGAUUUCGAGCAAUUUCCUUACGGCGAUAAAACCAUAGUCGGCGAACGAGGAGUCUCACUUAGCGGAGGACAAAGAGCUAGAGUUAAUCUUGCCAGAGCUGUGUACAAGAAAGCCGAUAUAUACUUAUUCGACGAUCCAUUAUCUGCAGUAGAUACUCGCGUUGGUAAACAUUUAUUUGAAGAAUGCAUCGCAAAUUAUCUGAGCGAUAAGACGCGUAUUUUAGUUACUCAUCAGUUACAGUACCUGGGAAAUGUCGAUCAUAUCGUUCUGCUCGAACAAGGAUCAGUUACGGCAGAAGGUUCCUUCCAACAACUGCAAGAAACCGGAUUAGAUUUCACCAAACUCUUAUCGACGCCCAAAGAAUCCGAAGAUGGCAAAAGUACCGCCGAAGAAACACCCGAAGAAAUCGUUAAACCGUUGCAUACUCGACAAAUCUCAGUUCAGAGCGUAGCGUCGUCCAUGGAAGAUGGACUGGCCAGUGAUCGCGAACCAAAACCCGUAGAGGAAACCGUCACUCAAGGUUCCGUAGGCAUGUACGUGUAUCGCGCCUAUUUCGCAGCCGGCGGACAUUGGUGUUUCGUAUUUUCCAUGUUCUUUUUGUGCUUUUUCGCGCAAGUUUUAGCUUCAGGAAGCGACGCUUGGAUAACAUAUUGGGUGAAUUUAGAAGAUGGUCAUUAUCCGUGCAAAGAUCCGGAAAGAGCGAAGAACAUGACGACCUGCGACAAAACACCGUUAUUCGAUGUGUCGCGAGAAUGGUGCAUUUAUAUCUUCGCUGCGAUUACAUUCAGCAUGAUUAUAGUCACCUUGAUCAGAUCGUUUACUUUCGUUAAAAUGUGUAUGAAUAUUUCGAUGAAUUUGCACAACGCCAUGUUCAACGGCAUCACCAGGGCGUCUAUGUAUUUCUUUAAUACGAAUCCGUCGGGCAGAAUAUUGAAUAGAUUUUCCAAAGAUAUGGGCUCCAUUGACGAAAUGCUACCUUCGGCAUUGAUAGACUGUGUUCAGAUCGGAUUCACUUUAUUGGGUAUUAUCGUGGUUGUUGCGUUCGUGAAUCCGUACCUGUUGAUUCCGACCUUCAUCAUCGCAUUUAUAUUUUAUAAAUUACGACAGUUUUAUUUGGCGACUUCUCGUAGUGUGAAGCGUUUAGAGGGAAUCACUCGUAGUCCAGUAUUUUCGCAUUUGAACGCGUCUCUUCAAGGAUUGACGACGAUACGAGCUUUCGGAGCGCAAACUAUUUUAGAAAAAGAAUUCGACAAUCAUCAAGAUUUACAUUCGUCAGCGUGGUACUUAUUUUUAGCGACGAGUCGAGCUUUCGGAUUUUGGCUAGAUAUGUUUUGCGUUUUAUACAUAGCAUUAGUUACAUUCAGUUUUCUACUCAUCCUCACCAGUACUAGCGGCGGUAACGUGGGUCUAGCCAUCACUCAAGCUAUCGGAUUAACGGGCAUGUUCCAAUGGGGAAUGCGACAGUCAGCCGAAUUAGAGAAUCAGAUGACUUCGGUCGAGCGAGUAUUAGAAUACGGAAACGUCACUCCCGAAGCAAAUUUGGAAUCACCUCCCGAUAAGAAACCGCCAGCUUCUUGGCCCGGCAAAGGAGAAGUCGUCUUCGAAAAAAUGUAUUUGAAGUACGAGCCGAACGGACACUUUGUACUCAGAAAUCUCAAUUUUACCAUCAAACCCGAAGAAAAGGUGGGAAUCGUCGGUCGUACCGGAGCUGGUAAAUCAUCGCUGAUCGCCGCUCUAUUCAGGUUGGCCGAAAAUCAGGGACAAAUCAGAGUAGAUGGUAUCGAUAUAAAUACGGUAGGAUUACACGAAGUGCGUUCGAAAAUUUCAAUCAUACCUCAAGAACCGGUGCUGUUUUCCGGCACGAUGCGUAAAAAUUUGGAUCCUUUCGACGAAUAUCCCGAUCACGUGUUAUGGAACGCCCUAGAAAAAGUUGAAUUGAAAGAAGCUAUUAAUGAUCUCACUGGCGGAUUGAACGCCAAAAUGUCCGAAGGUGGCUCAAAUUUCAGCGUUGGACAACGACAAUUGGUCUGUCUAGCCCGAGCUAUCGUGAGGAACAAUAAGAUAUUGGUUUUAGACGAAGCUACGGCCAAUGUAGAUCCGCAAACGGACGCCUUAAUUCAGAUGACGAUUAGAGAGAAAUUCAAAAAUUGCACUGUUUUGACCAUUGCUCAUAGACUGAACACUGUUAUGGACUCGGAUAAAGUACUGGUAAUGGAUGCCGGAACUUGCGUUGAAUUCGACCAUCCUCACUUACUGUUACAAAACAGAGAAGGAUUUUUGAGUAAAAUGGUGGAGAAUACCGGACGAGGAACUUCGGAAUUAUUGCACGAUAUCGCGCGCAGAAGUUACAAGAACCUCGCGGAUAGUAUCAUUCCUCACAUAGAUGAAGACCUACCAGACGUAUACUUGGAUAUGAAAAAAGAUUUAUAAUACUCUUCGACGUUCGAUGAACUUGUUCAAGUUACCGUUCGUUAGCUUUCUAGGUUCCCUGAAAUGGCGGUACGCAUCUGGAGAAUACUUUUUGUUUUGUUGAGUAUUAAGUAAUUUAAAUUAGUAUAUUUCACUUGUUACAACCGCAAUAAGAUCCACUUUGGUGCCUCAAGAAUCGAGUGUCAAUUUUGUUGUGAUUUCCUGAUAAAAUAACAAAUAUACGUGAUGAAAUUGUUCAAA